Messenger RNA from Penicillium argentinense, 1329 nucleotides. RefSeq names its product 3-keto-steroid reductase. The transcript is spliced from 2 exons. NCBI's taxonomy places the organism in Eukaryota, Fungi, Ascomycota, Eurotiomycetes, Eurotiales, Aspergillaceae. Gene Ontology annotation, molecular function: 3-beta-hydroxysteroid 3-dehydrogenase (NADP+) activity. Gene Ontology annotation, cellular component: mitochondrial outer membrane; lipid droplet; endoplasmic reticulum membrane. Gene Ontology annotation, biological process: ergosterol biosynthetic process. The record is from RefSeq and is a predicted model, not a curated record. Bases 1 to 1329 code for a protein of 442 amino acids.
AUGGGUGACUACGAGCCUCCUCAGGAGGAACGGGAUCUCUACGUUCUCGUGACUGGUGCCAACAGCGGGCUCGGCUUCUCGAUCUGUUGUCGGAUUGCAGACGAAUUCUUGUUUUCGCGCCCUGCCGACGAAUGCCUUACGAUUAUCUUCACAACUCGCAGUGCCCGCAAAGCUCAAGAUACCCGCCGCCAGCUCGAAAAACACUUACAAUCCUCCAACCCAUCCCCUUCCGACUCCGCGCGUGUGAAAUUCGUCUCCGAGAGCGUCGACCUGGGAGACCUCAUCUCCGUGCGCGCCCUCUCCCGCAGACUUCUACAAAAUGUCCCGAAACUCGAUGCGAUCAUCCUGAAUGCGGGAAUUGGUGGCUGGUCCGGCAUUGACUGGCCCAAGGCCAUUUGGGGCGUCAUCACCGAUCUCGUCCACGAAGUGACCUGGCCCUGCUUCAAGCUCGCACCCACUGGUGUGUUGACUGAGAAACAGACAAAGGGACAAGAGGAGCCACAACUGGGCUCUGUUUUCUGUGCCAAUGUUUUUGGCCACUACAUGCUUGCGCAUAAUGUAGUGCCGCUGCUGAAGCAAGCCUAUACUCCCAAUGGACCCGGUCGAGUUGUUUGGGUGUCGAGUAUCGAGGCGACUAUCAAGCUGUUUGACAUCAACGAUAUCCAAGGCCUCCGCUCUGCUACACCUUACGAAUCCUCCAAGGCUCUCACGGAUGUCCUGGCAUUGACCUCCAACCUUCCCAGUACGGCGCCGUGGGCCGUAGAUAGCUUCAUGCACUCAGACAACGAACCCAAGGCAAUUGACGACAACAAGCCUUCGAACAAGCCUUCCAUGCACGUCUCUCACCCUGGUAUCUGCGCGACCUCCAUCGUUCCUCUGGCGCUCCCACUUGCCUGGGCGAUGGUGGCUUCUUUUUGGAUCGCGCGCAUGCUCGGCUCUCCCUGGCACACUUUGUCCACCUAUCUCGGCGCCUGCUCUCCAGUUUUUCUUGCUCUGUCGCCACUGGCUGAACUCGAGGCGGCGGAAGAGCCUUAUCGUGCGGCUGGCGGCGGAAGAGUGAAAUGGGGUUCGUCGGCUUCCCGGCGCGGAGUGGGAAGCACGGCCUGUACUGAAGUUGAGGGCUGGGGAUUUGGCGGCGUUGUGGGAAAGGCUGUUGUUGACGCUGAUCGGAACCGACGUCGCAAGCGCGGUGCGACAGAUUUGACUCAGGAACAAAAGGAGAACUUCGAGGAGCUUGGUCGCCAGUCUUGGAAGCAGAUGGAGGAGCUCAGAAUUCAGUGGGAUGCAAUUCUUGACCAGGCUGAGCAGUCGGCGGCUGAUGAGAACUGA